Plasmodium gallinaceum is the source of this 1650-nucleotide messenger RNA. Its product is annotated as AAR2 protein, putative. Bases 1 to 1650 code for a protein of 549 amino acids. The transcript has 2 exons. The record is from RefSeq and is a predicted model, not a curated record. Gene Ontology annotation, biological process: spliceosomal tri-snRNP complex assembly. Lineage: Eukaryota; Apicomplexa; Aconoidasida; Haemosporida; Plasmodiidae.
AUGGCUGAAAAUAUUUGUAUUGAAAGUAGAAAUGAAAAAAAAGACUAUGAGAAUUUUAUAUACAAUGAUAAAUGUUCUCUUGUUUUAUUAAUUGAUGAUAAAAAUAAAGGAAAAGAGGAAUUUGAUGAAAGUAAGACAGUAAUGAAUGAUAUAAGUAUAUUAAAUAAAAUUGAUAAAGCAAACAAAAGCAAUGAUGAAAUGAAAAAAAAAUUAAAUGAAUUAAAUAAUAAUAAUAAUGAUAUAUAUAAAAAUAAUAGUAAAUUAAACAUAAAUAAUGACGAAUUAUGUCAAAAUAGUUUUAAAUUAGAUAAAAAUAAGGUUGAUAAAGACAAAAAAGAUGAAAAGUUAUUUAAAGGGUGUAUAAAACUAUAUGUAGGCUUUGAUUAUUCUACUUUUGAACUGGAUACACGAUAUAAAGUUAUUAAGUUUAUUAAUAAAGGUAGCCAUUUUUUACAUUGGAAUAAUGAUGUAUUAUAUGAUCAUAAUAAUAAAUUAACAAAAGAAUUUAAAAUGAAUGAAAUGAAAAAAAAUAAUUGUGAAGAAAUAAGAAAUAGUAGAUUUAUAUAUUUUGAUGAUAAAAAAAAACUAUUGGUAUUGAAAUAUGAUAUUAAGGAUAAUAAUUUUAAGUAUAUAAGAGAGGAUGAUAAUAUUUAUAAAUAUUUUUAUAAUUUGCAUGAAAAAGAUUUUUUGGACGAUUAUAUUUUAAGAGAAGAAAAAAACUCCAUUUUAAUUUAUCCCUAUACAUAUUCAAAAGUAUGGGUAAGUUUAACAAAUUAUAUAAAUGAUGAAAUAAUAAAUAAAAUUGAACCUGUAAAUAAAACAUUUUGUUCAUCUUUUUUAAAAGAUGAUAAAGAUACAAAUAAUUUAGAUAAAGAAGAAGAAGUAAAUUUAUAUAGUCAACCGUACAUGUUUUAUUCUGUAAUACCAAAAUAUCCAUCACACCUAUCAUAUCAUAAAAAAAAACAGAAAAAAGAAAAUCCUAAUGUAGAAGAAGAAAAAAAAGAACACAAUAUAGAAGAUGAUGAUAAUAUAAAACAAGAAGAAGAUAAUUUAAAGUGUGUGGAUACAAAUAAAAGUUUUUUUGAAUAUUUAUCUAUUGAAAAUGAAAAUAUGAAGUAUACCCCUUCUUAUUUAACUAUGAUAAAUAUGGACAAAUUUUGGAUUAUAAAAGAGAUAGUUGAACAGGAAUAUACAUAUAUAUGUUAUAAUAAUGAAAAAGUCAAAGGUUUUACUAAAUAUGAAAAUAAAUUUUUUUAUAUAUUAGGAGAAUUUCAAUUUUCUUUUGUUUUAUUUCAUCUUGGUUUUAAUUAUCAGUCAUUUUUACAAUGGAAAAAACUUUUUGAAUUAUUUUGUAAUUCUCAACAAUUAAUAACAGAAUUUAAAGAUUUUUAUGAAGAAGUCUUAAAAGUUAUUUCUGUUCAUUUAAAUUAUUUAAGUGAUGAUUUUUUUGAUAAUACAGAAAAUAGUUUUAUUUUAUUUGGAAUUUACAAUAUAUAUGAAAUAAUUAAUAAUUUAGAAAAUGUUGAAGAAAAUAUCAAAAAUUUAUUAAAUACUAUUGACUCAAAUAUUUAUAAUAAAAUAGGUUUGCAUUUACCAGAUUUAUCUUUUGUAUAUGAAGAAUUUCAACCAACCUAUGUAGAUGAAGAUUAA